AUGAUUUCCACCUUACCUUAUGACUCCUGGUCCAAAGAAGAGUUGAUCGCCAAACUCCGCCUUCUCGAGAGCGAUGCCACUGGACGCCCAGCCUCACCUAGGCCACUGCCGCCUCCCUCUCGUAAGCUACGCAAGCCAUUAGAUUUUGCAGCGCAUCCGCGCCGGAAGAUCGCGCUCAAAUUCUCGUAUGCGGGCUGGGCGUACAACGGCCUGUCCAUCCAGUCUGACGCGACACCCCUGCCGACGGUCGAGGGCGUUCUGUUCGACGCGCUCGCGAAGGCGCGUCUCGUGGAUCCUGCCGUGGGGAUGGAAGGAUGUGGGUGGGAACGGUGCGGGCGGACGGAUCGGGGCGUCAGUGCGGCGGGGCAGGUCGUGUCGCUUUGGGUGCGCAGUGCCUUGGGCAGGGAUGCAUUGAAUUCUGCGGACUCAGCUGCACGAGACGGUGAGACUCUCAAGUCAGUGAACCAAUCUCCACCAGAAGACUUUUCCGAUGGACUGCUUGACGCGGCUCCUGCGCGCAAGACAAUAGACGCACCAGAGAGGGAGCACAGCUACGCGUUGAUGCUGAACCGGGUCCUCCCCCAUACUAUCCGCAUCCUAGCUUGGUCGCCCGUAGCGGACUCCUUCUCAUCGCGUUACUCCUGCAUCUCGCGCCACUACAAGUACUUCUUCCCACCCGAGCAUCUCGACGUGACACGCAUGGCGGAGGCGGCAGCCAUGCUGGUUGGAUUGCACGACUUUCGCAAUUUCUGCAAAAUCGACGGCUCAAAGCAAAUCACUCUGUACAAGAGGCGCGUGCUCAGUGCGUCUAUAAAUCAACAUGACCAUGACCGCAUGCUCGUAUUCGAUCUCAUCGGGACGGCAUUUCUCUAUCAUCAAGUGCGACACAUCAUGGCGGUGCUCUUCCUGGUGGGAUCAGGGCUUGAACAGCCUAAUGUUGUCAAAGCCAUGCUCAACGUCGAUGGAGAGGGAGAUGCCCGAGUGGAGACGAAACCGGAAUACCAAAUGGCGGACAGUCUGCCUUUGGUUUUGUACGAAUGCCACUAUGCUCCGAACGACGUCUCCUGGCAUACAGACCGAGAGCCCGAGCAGACAGAAGGCUUAUGGCACAGGCUGCACUCGAUACAGGGCAGAUCACAGAUGUACGCGACCUUGAAUUCGGCUUUCCACGCAGCUGCAUGCGCCCACCAUCCUGCUCCACGACCUGUUCUACCAACACACUGGCACGGCUUCACGCCCGAUAAUAAGACGGUCAUGAACAUCCCCCUCGGCGGCUCUGAAUUCAGGCGCACGGCAAAGUACAUUCCCUUGCUGAAACGCCCUCGCGGCGAGCACUUUGAUGUCGUCAACGAACGGUGGAGAUCGUCCAGGGUUCACAAAGAUUCCGAACAACAGUAA
Molecule: messenger RNA, 1398 nt
Organism: Mycena citricolor
Lineage: Eukaryota; Fungi; Basidiomycota; Agaricomycetes; Agaricales; Mycenaceae
Source: the annotation of a GenBank genome assembly